Sphaerodactylus townsendi is the source of this 7334-nucleotide messenger RNA. RefSeq names its product tyrosine kinase 2 (gene TYK2). Gene Ontology annotation, biological process: intracellular signal transduction; cell differentiation; cytokine-mediated signaling pathway. Gene Ontology annotation, cellular component: membrane; cytosol. The transcript has 25 exons. Gene Ontology annotation, molecular function: ATP binding; non-membrane spanning protein tyrosine kinase activity; cytokine receptor binding. The record is from RefSeq and is a predicted model, not a curated record. The coding region runs from base 155 to 3244 and encodes 1029 amino acids. Lineage: Eukaryota; Metazoa; Chordata; Lepidosauria; Squamata; Sphaerodactylidae.
GCGGCGUCUCAGGGAGCCAAUGGGAAGCGGCCUCUCGGGCUGAGGGGGCUGGGGUCGCGCUCCCUGAGGCAGACGGCGGGGAGGCCUCGAUGCGGAGGGGGCUGCCUCCUGCCCUCCACGCCCAGCCCGCCAGGGCCCCGCAGACACGGUCAGGAUGCCACUGUGCCACUGUGCGGUGAAGCACAGCGAGUCGGACAUGGAGGGGUGCCGGUUUUCACCUGACAGAGGGCUGAGGGUGCAUCUCCACUGGAAGGGUGGGGAGGAAGAGGAGAAGUAUCGCACUUACAUCCAGGGGACGCCGUGCGCGGAGGAGAUCUGCAUCGAUGUCGCUCAGGAGAUUGGGAUCACCCCCAUCUGCUACAGCCUGUUUGCUCUCUACAACCCGCAAGCCAAGCUGUGGUACCCUCCCAACCACGUUUUUGACAUCAGCAACGGAAUGAAGUUGACCUUGCAUUUUCGCAUGAGGAGGCCCAAAGUGGGUCAGGGAUCCCUGUUGUUUGGGGGCGUGGGAGAUAUGGCGAGUCCGGCGUUGGCUACAGAUCCGGGACUUGACACAGCGGAGCGCUUGGAGCUGGCUCUGCUGCUUGCACCUCCUCGUGAGGAGCCAGCAAAUUACACAGGUAAAGAUGGCAACUGCACAGUCAUGCAAAGUUUUGUUCCCUCGUGGGAUGAUUGCAAAAGGCAUCGUGUCCGGAACAACUUUUUCUUUGUCCUGUACCCUUCGUUAUCGCUGAGAGUAGAAAGCCUUCUGCACAGGGGCUAUUUGGGGAGGAAGACCAAGGCUAAGGACCACCGACCCAGCUGGACCUACCAGUCAGUGGAAAAAUGUGAGCCCAAGUGGGUACGCUUCUGUGACUUCCAGGAGAUCACGCACAUUGUCGUCAAGGUCUGCAAAGUCAGCAUCCACCGUCAAGACAAUAAGUGCUUGGAUCUGACUCUUCAGUCCCGCGAGGCUGCUCUCUCCUUGGUUUCCCUGGUCGACGGUUACUUCAGACUCACCGCGGAUUCCAGUCACUACCUGUGCCACGAAGUCGCUCCGCCACGUCUGGUGAUGAGCAUCCUGAAUGGGAUCCACGGUCCCAUGCAGGAGGAGUUCAUCUUAGCUAAACUGAAGCGGGAGGAGCCGGAAGACGGGUUGUACGCCCUUCGUUGGAGCGUCCUGGACUUCCACAGAAUGAUCUUGUCUGUGGUGAGGAGAGGCCAGAGCUGCCGGAUCCAGGAUGCCACAAGCUACAGACAGUUCCGGAUUCAGAGAAAAGGAAAUUCUUUUACCUUGGACAAGCGAGGGUUGUCUCCCAAAGAACCAGGAGAAAUUUCGGACUUGCUGAUCACACGGAAAGUGAAAGACAGUACCCGGCAGAUUCUGAACUUGACCCAGCUCAGCUUCCACCAGAUCCGAAAGAAUGAGAUCACCCAGAGAGCCCACUUGGGGCAAGGGACCCGCACCAACAUCUACGACGGCGUGUUGCGCGUGUGCGGCGGGAUCGGCGGCGAGGAUGAAACGGAGUACUUCUCCACCGAGCAGAACAACAACAGCCGUGAGAUGCGGGUCGUGCUCAAGACGCUGGAUCCCAGCCACACGGACAUCACUCUGGCUUUCUUUGAGACGGCAAGUUUGAUGAGCCAGGUGUCCCACAUCCAUUUGGCCUUUGUGCACGGAGUUUAUGCACGCAGGCUCGGAAAGCAUUCGGCCCUUCCCACCCUCUUCCAGGCCCUCUCUGCCUGGCUUCUCGGGCUGGAAUGGUGGAAGAAUUCAUUGAACACGCCCCUUGAUGCCCCUUCUUUGCGAAGCACAAAGGGCUUAAUAACCGCGGCUGGAAGUUCACUCGUUGCCACACAGCUGGGCAAGCCUUAUUUGGAAGACAAAAACCUGGUGCACGGUAAUGUCUGUGCCAAGAACAUCCUGUUGGCCAGGAAAGGCUUGGAAGACGGUUUGAUGCCUUUCAUUAAACUCAGUGACCCUGGAGUCAGCUUCACCGUCCUCUCCCGAGAAGAGAGAGUCGACAGGAUUCCAUGGAUUGCCCCAGAGUGUGUCAAAGACAUCCGGAACCUCAGCACGGCAGCCGACAAGUGGAGCUUUGGGACCACGCUGUUGGAGAUAUGCUUCGAUGCCGAUGUGCCCCUCAAGGAACGCACGCCUUCCGAGAAAGAACGUUUCUAUGAGAAGAAACACCGCCUCCCGGAGCCGUCCUUCAAAGAGCUCGCCACUCUGAUCAGCCAGUGCCUCACCUAUCCCCCUGGGGAGCGGCCUUCCUUCCGAACCAUCCUGCGAGACCUUACUCAGCUGCAACCAAACAAUCUCCUGGACAUCACCUCUGUCAACCCCGAUUGUCCUGUGUCUGACCCGACUGUCUUUCAGAAGCGAUACUUGAAAAAGAUCCGAGAUCUGGGAGAGGGUCACUUUGGCAAAGUGAGCUUGUACUGCUACGAUCCCACCAACGACGGCACGGGCGAGAUGGUGGCCGUCAAGUCUUUGAAGUCGGGGUUCAGCCAGCAGCUCUUGACCAGCUGGAAGAAAGAGAUUGAGAUCUUGAAGACGCUCUACCACGAAAACAUUGUCAAAUACAAGGGCUGCUGCAGCGAGCAAGGGGAAAAGGUUGUGCAGCUCAUCAUGGAGUACGUCCCAUUGGGUAGCCUGAGAGAUUAUCUUCCCAAGCACCAUGUCAGCCUGGCUCACAUCCUCCUCUUUGCCCAGCAGAUCUGUGAGGGGAUGGCUUACCUCCACUCCCUCCGUUACAUCCAUCGGGAUUUAGCCGCCAGGAACGUGCUCCUGGAGAAUGAGAACGUGGUCAAGAUUGGCGACUUCGGCCUUGCCAAAGCCAUCCCGGAAGGGCAUGAGUACUACCGUGUUUGUGAAGAUGGAGACAGCCCUGUCUUUUGGUAUGCUGUGGAGUGCCUGAAGGAGUGUAAAUUUUACUAUGCCUCCGACGUCUGGUCCUUUGGAGUGACUUUAUAUGAGCUCUUGACACACUGCGAUUCUAGUCAGAGCCCCCCAGCGAAAUUCAUUGAGAUGAUUGGAGUGACUCAGGGGCAGAUGACCGUGCUGCGGCUUAUAGAACUGCUGGACAGAGGGAGGCGACUGCCCAGCCCCAAGGACUGUCCUUGUGAGAUCUACCGUCUGAUGAAAAAUUGUUGGGAAUCGGAAGCCUCUUUCCGCCCGGUGUUCACCAACCUCGUGCCCAUCCUCAAGGCCUUCCACGAGAAGUACCGGGCCCAAGCCCCCUCGGUCUUCAGUGUCUGUUGAACAGGAGAGUGGCAGAGAUCCUCUACGGGAGCCCACGCUCUCAUUUGCACUCAGUGUCUCGAUGCCGUUUCCACGUCUGGAGAGCCACCGCGCUACGGACACUGCUUUGGCGUGAUCGGCCUGCCUUGGGACACUGCCUUCUGCCACUUGACCUUCAGAACCUACGUCGAAUGCCCCUGCCUUUGGGGAGAGGGGCUGGUCCCCCUCCCACAAAAUGUGAUCGAGUUUCUCCCCUGCUGUGAGCAAAGGCGGGGGGGGGGGCACUGAAACAGUGUCCACUGUCAUACACGACUUUUGCCUAAGUUGUGUGGGAAGGGCCGUCACGGGUGCCUGAAAGUCAGCAGGUGGCUGACGGCACUAAAACGUUCAUGGAUGUCUGGGCCCCUUGGUCAGUCUGGUGUGGUCUAAGUUAGCCGCUUGGGUCUAACCAACGCUGGGCCUUGCUGUGUUAGGAAGUCACAGUGUUCAAGGGCUCAGCACGGUGCUGUGAAAAACAGCUGUGUUGGGACUGGAUAUGGAAUACUUACAUCUGCAUCUGCUUAACCAGACAGAGGGACACACCUUCUGGCUGUUUCGUAUCCCUUAUGACAUCUUUCCGAGGACAUUUGUGUGUCUGUGUGCGCCCCCCCUCCCCCCCGGAGACUUGCCUUUAAUCCAUGUUCAAUGCAAAUACUUGGGAUGCCCAAAGAUAUGUGAACUCGUCUUUAUCUUUCCCAUUUCCCUGGUUUCUGGGUAUUUAAAAAUUGCUGGACUGUCUACAUUUCUCGGAUGGCCCCCCUCCUCUGCUUGCCGCAAGCCAUUUUGCCUCCCCUUCCUGAAGGGAAACCAGAUCUGCUCACAGGAAGGUCAAGUGGACUGGAGUCCCGAGGAAUGCCUGAACAGAAGGUCUGGUUGAAAAGUGGCUGCAUCUCUGCAGCGAGGCCCUCGCGUUGGCUGCCUGUGACGCCUUCGGCACAAGCGGUCCCCUGUCAGGGCCUGGAGUUGGCCAGAAAUCGUUGCCUGUGAAUCUCCUUGGGGUCCUUCGUGUCCCACGUUCGUCUAGAACUGUUCAUCAUUAAAGCGUCUCCACCGUUCCCUCCUUUACUGUUGCCGACCAGAAAAUGUGAAUUUGAAGGAGGAUGCUGGCGCGGGGGGGGGGGGGGGGAUGUAGAAAGGAAACAACACGGGCUUGUCAGUCGUUCCCAGACUACAAAAUGAGCAAAACCUGUAGCUAAUGUCUUUGUUGCUACUCCCCAGCAACCGAGCUCAGACAGCAGCCGUGGCCUCGACUGGCCAGCCAAAUCCUGGGGAAACCAGCUGCUGCGUUUACCUCUGAGGGACAGAUGUCUUACCUGUUCGGUUUUUGAAAACAAGCCCUUCCAAGUUCAAAACUGCAGGAACUUCUGCUUUCAUUGCCAGCCUUCGGGCCGGAGUGGGGCGGGACGACACUGUCCAUCCUCACCAAACCCCCAUUCAGCAGGCAGUUCUGUUUUCAUGAGUGUAUUUCAGAUCCUGUUGGAGGCUGCAGAACUGGACAGCGGCCAUGUUGGAUGGAGCUGGGCAAAGCUGCUCCCACUGGCUGCCUUCAGUGUCAAUGUGUCCUGCGCUGCCCUAGAUUUCUGAUUCCAGCAGUGGGACUUGUCCUGCGUGCGUUUGUCCAGCCUGACUCUUCAGGAUGUCGAAUUUUAUCCUUCUGACAGGUGGCUCAUUCCAGCAAGGGGGUGCCACGAGAGAUUCACAUUGCACUUCGUUCCCAUCUCAGUGGCCUGUGGCCGUGGUUUUCUGAGAGGACAGAAAAUGGUGGGAAGCAGGGAUUGCCGAAAAAGACAGCCCCCGACCCUUUACCAGAUUGCUGCUGUAGCUGUAUCUGGAAUGGAGCCAUUCACCCCUCAGCCUUUUGCUGUCAUUCCAGAGCUCUGCAGGCUAAAGGCAGCCACUCAGUGGAAGGCUGUUUGGAGGAAGGUCCACUAUAACCCUGGAGCGGGGGAGGGGGGGACGGGGGACCAUAGGAUUUAAAACAAUACUACUAUGCCACUGCGAGUAGCAGAGAGCUGGACUAGAUGGACUUUGGUCUGAUCCAGCUGGCUUGUUCUUAUGUUCUUAUGCACCAUGUAGUUUAAGAUUAACUAGAACCUAUUACGUUGCAAACAGUCUACCAGAAAACCUGGUGUGUGAGUUGAGGUUUACUCUAACUUUUUGUGUGACAGUUCUGUACUUUAAUGUGAGGGUAAAUUGAACAUUAAGCUUUGAAGCCCAACAUGCCGUUUCAAUUUAUAGUUUACCCUAUGAAAAGAGGAUUACUUGUAACAUUUUUAUGUUGGAGGAGCUUGGAGUAUCAUGCAUAAAAAAUACAUAAGUGCUACAACACAGAGUAAUUUCCUCUGUAAGAAUACACUAUAGUAAGUGACCAUUAAUAUUUUUUUAAUCAGUGACUUUCAGAGGUUUUGGGAUAUAUCUAUGAUUUCUGGUUGUUUUUAUUUUUAUCUUUAGGUUGGGGCUUGAAAAAGCUUUGGCAAAAUAAUAGCCCAUCUGGAGAUUAUGUUGCCCCUUAAUUCGAUACAUACCGUACAUAUUAAAAUUGGAAAUUGUUUGAUUUUGUGGAGGGGUAAGCACUUGUAUGUGCUGAAAAAAUGGCUAUACAAUUUUUUCCCCCUAUACUUCAUUGCUGUUUAUUUGAAACCCAUAAUCUUUUGUUAAUUGUCUUUUAUAAUUUGCCUGCAAAAGAUAAAACAUUCGGUUAUUGUUGGUAAUGUUUUUCAUUCAUAUCAAAUUAUCUGAGGUUUUGUACAUGAUUUACAACUUAAUAGGUUCUAGUUAACCUUAAACUACUGGGUGCAGAGUGAUGUUGUUUUAAAUCUUUUGGAGGAAGGUGGCAGGAGGGAAGGGAUUCUGCCUCAGAAACUAGGACACGGGUUCGAAGUGCAGAAAAAGAGGUUCCACCUUAACAUCAGGAAGAACUUUCUGACUGUCAGGGCUGCGCGACAGUGGAAUUCACUGCCUCGGAGAGUAGUGGAGUCUCCUUCUUUGGAUGUUUUAAAACAGAGGCUGGAUUAACAUAUGACGGGAGUGCUUUGAUUGUGUGUUCCUGCAUGGCAGGGGCUGGACUGGAUGGCCCUUGUGAUCCCUUCCAACUCUAUGAUUCUAUGAUGUGCAUGAAUGGCUUCCUGUUAUUUACCACCUUUCAAAUAUUCCAGGACUUUUAACAGUCUGGGCUGAUGAUCCUGAUGUUGACAUGCAGCUCUGCGUAUCAACAGCCAGACGUUUUUAUGGAGGUGGGGGGUCUUAAAAUGCUUAACACUGGGCAUUCAAUUUCUGAGCUGUUCUCUUAACCUUUGACCCAUGGGAAAUAAGGUGAGAACAUAUUCAGAGGUGCGUCCUUCGGCACUGUUUAGCUUUAGAACGGUGUGGGUGUAACUCACUGCCCCAAAGAUCCCAGGUUGGCUGAUUCCGGCCCUUUGCAUGAACUGGAAUGAUUCAGUGGAUCCUGCUGCUGAUCUCUUUGUAGCGAAAAUGGUUGUGGGGGUGGGGGGGGUGGGGUGGCUCUCUAGUCGGUGGGACCCCUUUGCAUGAGACAGGUCUUUGCAAAAUUCUGUUUUGGAGAAUCUGCGUUCACACUGGGUGGUUAGCUUGUCUCCUUGGCCUUAAACCCUUCCUCCGUCCCUUCACUCGGUUCCCCAAAAAGAUAAGAAACCCCCAGACGUUUAUUUUCUGAUUCGUAACUGCAUUGCAAGAGCCAUGGAUUAUGGGAUGAUGCCAACACCUUCUUUGCUGCCCGUUGCCUUUUGGCCUUCCAAAGCCCACCAGGAGCUCUUCACAGCAUUGUGCCUUUUGCGUCUGGAAUUGCACUGAAGAACCGGCGGGGGCAAGGACUCCUCCCCUCUGCAGAAGCACGGGCGACUUUCAGCUGCGGCCUCCCUCCCUUCCUCCGUGUUCAUUUUGGGCCCGAGUGUGUGCGUGCACUCAGAGAAAGAAUUCUGUGUCGGAAACCUUGCCGUACUGUGAAUGUACUCUUGAAUACUAGUCUCGCAGCAGCUAGAGCUGCCGACCACAUGUAAUCUCUCCCGGUAACGAUCUUUACGUUUUCUUCAAGUAAACCUGGAAUGGUUAACGA